This is a messenger RNA of Parasteatoda tepidariorum (common house spider), 5375 nucleotides long. RefSeq names its product DBB domain-containing protein stumps (gene stumps). The record is from RefSeq and is a predicted model, not a curated record. Gene Ontology annotation, cellular component: cytosol. Gene Ontology annotation, molecular function: fibroblast growth factor receptor binding; transmembrane receptor protein tyrosine kinase adaptor activity. Lineage: Eukaryota; Metazoa; Arthropoda; Arachnida; Araneae; Theridiidae.
AUUCUCCCUCACUACGGAACGGAUGGACAAGUUGAGGAAAAAGUUUUAUUUUCAAGCAGAUGUUGCGGAGUGCAAAUCUAAAAGAGAAAGUUUUCGUCUAUUUUACUUUUGCCGGUGCGCGAUAAAAAGAAAUUCGUACAGGUGUUUUCGAUGUAGUUAUCAAAAAGACCAUUGGCGUUGAGGAAAUACGUGAUUUGUUUUCAAUUAGUUUAUUACUUUUCUAUUUUUGGACUUGCGGCUAUUAGACAAAAAUGAAAGUAGAACAUGGUUUAGUGUGAUAUUCUUUGAUCAUUUAUCACCUGCUUGCUAAAUCUUGAGUGGAAUUGUAAUUCGAAUUAGGAAAUGGCUCCUGUAGACGUUACUUUCAUCUUUGCCGAGGACGUCGUCGAAUGGGACUCCUACCUGUCUCGUCAAUUCGAAGGAAGUGGGGCUGUCAUACAGCAUGAACAGGUCGAGAAGAUGACCUUUCCCCUGGGAUGCACCAAGACGCCCGUCUUCAGCGACGCCCGUGUUGUCCUGGUCAUCUUGUCUCCAGCCCUGGUUGAAUUCCUUGACAAGCAUGCUGCCGACUGCUUUCAAUUUACUCGAUUAUUGAAACCUAGCAAAACAAUUGCCAUGAUUUGUGGUGCUACCCCAUCUGGCAUUGCUGGUAUUAAAAACGUGCUGGUGUCAUAUGAUGAGUGGCGCCACCUAGAAGCUAAAGAUAAAGAUAUAAACAUGGUGCGAAAUGUUGUUGAGAUGAUGCAUGAAACUUUGGCAAGAUCUAAAGAGUGCGAGCGAAUCAAUAAGCCAAAAUAUAAACUUAUACCAAGAAAAAUACAAGAGGGUAAUGGGAAAGUGUAUAUAUUGCUAACCAAGCCUUUGGAUAAUACUGCAAGAAUAAGAGUUGCCUUAGAAGCUAAUGGUGCCCGAGAAAUUCCAGUAAAACGAAGAAAUCCAUACACUUUAACCUUUGUCAUUCCAGAUGAUUUGAUACACAUUCAAAAUAUGGUAAAUGUACAUGUUUGGAAUGGAGAAGAUUUUAUGGGAGUAAGUUCUGUGAAAUGUGUUUCAAAAAUGGGAGAACUCUAUGGAUUACUUAGUUCAGUUACAUCUCCUUAUGAAUUUCUUCGAAGCACUCUUGGAGUUUCCGCUUUGUCAGAAGUGGACAAUCAGCUCACGGCUGCUUUCAGAAAGAAUCUACCAUUAGAAGGAUUUAGUCUAUUGAGACCUGAAAACAAACUUGAUAAAUAUAGCACAAAAGAAGAAUUUCCUUCAUUGCUUCAUUUUGCUGCUAGAUAUGGGCUUUAUUCAUUGACUCAUGAGCUGUUUAAAUGUCCUGGUUCUCACACUGCAGCCAAUAUGAAAAACUCAAAAGGCUUGACUCCUGCUCAAUUAGCAAAUAAUGAAGGGCACAUCAAAGUUGCUGCAGCAAUUGAUGAUUUUUUGAAAAUGAAUUAUUUGCAAGAGAAAGAAAACAUUGCAACUCCUACAACAUGUUUAACAUGUGUUCCAGAUACUGCUUUUAAAAAAGGCAAUCCUUUGGAUGAUUAUGAUAUCCCAGCUCAACCUGUUCCAGUAUUGCACCUCCCCACAAAUCGAAUGGUAGGACGAACAACGAAUGAUCGAGAAUGCGAUUACAUGCAAAUGAAAGCCUCUAUGAAAGAAAAUAUUGAGCCCUUACAAAAUAUUGGGUUAGGCCUAAAUGAAAAGCGAGACAAUGUGAUAACCAAUACAGCUUGUAAUGCUGAGAGAGCUAAACUAAGUCUCCUUGAAAGUCAAGCGAAAUUAAUUGAAAUAAUGGAAGCUUACAAAAAAGGAGCAUCAUUAACUGAUGUGGAAAAAAUGCACAAUGAAUGGAAAACACGGUAUCAAGUGUCAGAUAUGGAAGCAAAGAGCACAUUAGAUGGCUUAAGAAGUCUAUAUGCCAAAGCACAGAAAGCUAAAAUGCUCAAGAAACAUUCUACAAGUUUCUCUGAACUUCGACAGUUUUUAAAUUCUAAAUGGAGAAGGAAAGAUAGCGAUUCUAAAAGUAUGAGCAGAAGAAAUUCUAAAGAUUCAAAUUCUUCUGAAAAAGUAUCUCCUGAGUCUGAAACUGUUAGACCAGUAAGCACAUUGAGUGUACUGUCGAACACAAGCAGUUCAAGUGGUUCUUCAUUUGAUCGAUUAAGUACUGCAAGUGCUGGAUCAGACAGUGGUCAUCAUUCUGAUUUUGGUGAUGAUCGUAACAAUAGGUUUAGGGAGCGAUGUGAAUCACGCUAUCAACAUCAGCAGCGAAAAGCUUCUACUGAUUUAGCGAAUUCCCUAAACAAUCACAAGACUCUAACACUCAAUACAAAGCCCCCAGCUCCUCCCCCUAGACCUGUAAAAACAACACAUUAUGGGAGCUUAGAAAACUGUAAGCAGUCUGAAAUUCCACACUAUUCCACCACCAAGAAAUUAAUUGCUCCAUCAUUUGAAGAAGCUUUAAAAAUGUUAGAUUUUGUACCUCCUUCAUCUAAAAGUUCCUCUCUCAAAAGUGACUUCAGAUCAGGAAGAAAAACAUCACUUUCUAGUAUUGAUUUCAGCAGUUUUGAAGAUCCUUGUGAAAACUAUGAUCGACCACCACCACCUAGACCGAGCUGCAGCACUGCUGUCUCCCCAACAAAUGAUAUUUCCCUCAAACUCUCAUUUCCCAUUGGUCCAAAAACAGAUUACGACAUAGUUCCACCUCCACUUCCAAUUUCUCCUCCUCCAAUCAAACAAGAUAAUAAUUGUGAUGCUGAUCAGUCUUAUGACAUUCCGCCACCUUUUUUGCAAAGAUCCAACAGCAUUUCUUCCGAUUAUGACUUUCCAAAAGCUUCUAUUUUCAAUAAUACAGACAAUCAACCAGCCUGUACCUGUCACAUGGCUGCCAGAAUCAAUAAUUUAAGUUCUGUCAAAAGUUGUUGCGUUGGGAACAAGUUGUCUUCUCUGAAGCAAGUUGGAACUUUGCCAAGUGUUCCCAGCUUUGAUGUAAUUGAUAGGGAAAAGACUAAUAACAACAUUAAUAAAUCCCGACCAGUUCAACGCCAUCAGUAUUCAAAUGUAGUGUGCCUGAAACCCCCAAAAGAUUCCAUUAGUGAUCGAGAUAGCAUACCAGAAGAAAUGGCACCACCUCCACCUGUUAUUUUCGAUGAAGGACCGGAAGAACAUUAUAAGAUAGUUGGUGCACCAACCCCUGUCCCCAGUAUGUUCAAAGUAUCAUAAUUCUUUUAUUUUCUCUAAUGUGAAUUUGUUGAAACAUUUUUGCCAGAGCUUAAAUUUCCAAAUAGCAUUUAUUUUGUGAAAUGUGUACUGUUAUUAUAUAUUUAUUGCUUAUGGAGUCGUAAGAAAAUUGAGUUUGAUGAGCAAAAUCAUUUUUUUAAAAAUAUAUAUUAUUUUGUGAACUGUAUUAUUUCAUGUUUUGUUAAUGUUAUAUGAAAUUUGAGUUUGAAUGAUUAAUUAUCCUGCCUAAAAACUACUAAAAUUAAUCCUAAUUUUUAAAUAUAUAUAUAUAUAAUUGGUGACAAUUGCUAAAAUAGUCAUUUGUGAGCAGUUAGUAUCAAAAACUAUUCAGCAAAAUUUCAAGAAAAUUGUUGAAUGGAAUAGAGAAAUUAUGAGAAUAAGAAUUUUUAUUGAUAAAAUUUAAGUUUCAAAAACAACCACAAAGCAGUUUAUAUUUAGCCUUAUAAGAUCAUAUAUAAAUAACAAUCAAUAAUAUACAAAAUUUAACAAUCGCCUGUCUACAAAACAUGGUCAAUAUGAUGGACAGCUAGUACCUGUAACUGUCAAAUAACAUGCUCAAUAGUCUUUAAGUGGUGUCUACUUGGGUAAUUGGUAUGCUGUUAUAUCUUUAAGUUUUGAGACACGUCAUUGAAGUGUCACCACAGUAAUAAUUCAUAAGGUAUCAAGUCUAGGGUAUCUGGAAGUCUAAUCUUAGGGUAAUGUGAACCAGUAAUUGUUAUGGUAGCUUUUGUGUCUGAAAUUAAUUAUCAUCAAUCUACAAUUUUCUCAAAACUGCUAUAUUGCUUUUGAAAUAGCCUGCUCACUAAUGUCAAAUUAUGGGAAUCCUUUAUUUUAUAGACUGUUUGGUUAGAUUUAUUAAUUAAGCUCUAAGAAAAUUAAGUUUGAUAACAUAGUAUAGUGUGGCUUGGAGGAGAACUCCUUCAGACUAAAUGUCUGGGGCUGUCUACUGCUAUGGUAACAAGCAAGAUCACAUUUCUAAUGGGGGUGCAAACGAGGAAUGAAGGUGUUGAUUGGUUUACUCACGCUGAACUAUGCCAAGAUAAAGACAAAACUAUUCACCCCGCACCAUUAUUCAAAUUUACUUUUUCUCAUAACCAUGGUACCCGCCACGAUGUGAGACUGAUGUCUAGAGGAGUUCUCUUGAAAGCUUUACUAUAGCUACCACUUUUGAUUUUAUCAACAUAUUUGAUGGUUGAUUUCUCUAUUACUGAGUCAAAUUUUGUGAUUUCUGGGGAAUUUAAAAUGAUGAGCUUCUCUACUGACCUUUAUUUUAGUAUUAUUUACUUAUGUUUGCAAAUAGGAUGUCAAACUGUUUUUAGUUACCUAUCAUUAUUCAGGAUUUGCAUUAUAAAAAGCUAUUAUGUAUUACUUUCUUCAGAAUAUCUUCCUCUAAUGCUUCUGUUUAGUAAAUUUUUAUGAUUUGCUUUUUAUCAUAGUUUCAAACACUUAGUGUUAACUGUUGUUUGUAUAAUUUUUUGAAUUCCAGGCAAAAAGAAAAAAAUUAAAAAGAUGCACUUUGAAAGCUGCAAAAGAAUGAUAUAAAAAGAAAGAAAAACGAAGAUUAAAUUAGCUGUACAGGUUCUUUUUCUUAAAAUCUUACAUCAUUUUAGAAUUUGAAGUCUUUUUUUUCUUCUCAUUUGCAUUAGAACACAAAAUUUAAUAUUUGGUUAAAUAUUUGCUUCUAUUUAAAAAUUAAUUUAAAAAAUCUGAAUUUUUACUAUUAAAAUUAGUUUGUUGUCCUCAUUUUAUAGAGGAUUUUGAAUUAAUUUUUAGAAGCAAAGAUAAUAAAAUUUUUCAGGAAGAGUUUUUUUAAUUGCAACAAAUUUCCAAGGGAAAAUUUGUUGCUUUCGAAGUUUUACUUAAAGAAAGUAUUAGUGGAUCGUGUGUAUAUAAUCAAAUUUUCCAAGCAAACAUUGGCAGAAUGAAAAAAAAGCGAACAGUAUUUAUUGGAUACAUAAUUUUUUUUUAUUAUUUCACUAUAUUUGUUAUAAGAAUGAUAUGCAAUAUUUAUGUGUAAUGUGCAAUAUUGUAAUCAAAUCCAGAUAAAUAGUGUCACAGAAAGUUAUGUGUUGAAAAUUAGUAUCUUGUCCAAAUUUUAUUUAGUUUUGUACAAUGUGUGGCUCUUGCAAUAAACAUAUUUGAAGAAAUAA